AUGGCUGAGCAACUUUCAACCCCGCGUAUCACUGCUGCCUAUCUUGACAAUUUUGUUGGCAAAGUAGUCAUGCUCGUGGGAAAGGUUACGCAGCUCCGAGGUGAACAGGCUACUCUUGACUCAGAGGGCACAGUCACCGUCUUGUUGAACAGGGAUGCACAUCUCACAAAUGGUAACGGUGUGCAAGUCAUUGGAAAAGUCAAUCCGGACCUGUCGAUCAAGGUUUUGACAUCCCGGGAUUUGGGGACUGGUGUGGAUCAUGGCCCUUACCAGUCCUCGCAGGCAUACACCCCACGUGUGGCCAUGGUCUGGACCUCGCCUACCAAGGCUGGCGCUGUCACUUCUCCCCCUCGACAACGACAAGCUUAUUCCGCCGGCCAAGAUGGAAAAUCAAUCACAACCCCUGAUUCAGCCUCGACUGGAACUAUCAGAUCUUCGAGACCCCUACACAGUGCUGCACAGAGACUGCAGCGUCAUACGCAUUCGAUACAUGGCCAGACGAGACCUACCACCGCAAUGUCUUUCACAACAUCCAGUUCCGAUAUGAUUCUUGGCCGGGACAUUCAGUCAAGAACCUCUACUCCUCUCUACCCAUCUGGGCCUUCUCACAUCUCACAGACUCCAAAUCCUUCUCUAGGUUCACUCCUACCAUCGCCACCAGAAGACACAGUCUCUCGCACUUAUUCCGUAGAAAUGUCUCGGCGUUCUUCCGUCAGCACGCAAACCAACCAACGAUAUUCAAACUCGCAGACCUAUGAUCGAGAGAGCACCCAAGAAUCCUAUGUACCAUCAGCUCAGCCUUAUACGCCCCCCGCUUAUUCUCCGCCGUCAAUGUCUUCCGCGAGUCUGCUCCCGUCUCCGCCGAUGACACAAGAAGAUCAAUACCUCUCACAUGGACCUCUCAUGUCCCCCACAUUUUCAACGUCCUCCCGCCGCUACUCGGGGGCAGACAGCCGUCCCGCUGGCGUGGCCAACAGGAACUCUAAACCAGAAGACCCUGAAGAAUUUGCCUUGUUCGACUCCGUUCUAGAGGGGAUUGGGCGUAUUCAUGUGUCGAUGAACCGAGAUGACGCAGGUAGAUGGCGAAUCAAGCGAGCAUCUGACGAGAGACCAUAG
Fusarium fujikuroi IMI 58289 is the source of this 1116-nucleotide messenger RNA. RefSeq names its product related to single-stranded DNA binding protein 12k chain. Gene Ontology annotation, biological process: DNA recombination; DNA repair; DNA replication. Bases 1 to 1116 code for a protein of 371 amino acids. The transcript is spliced from 3 exons. Lineage: Eukaryota; Fungi; Ascomycota; Sordariomycetes; Hypocreales; Nectriaceae. The record is from RefSeq and is a predicted model, not a curated record. Gene Ontology annotation, cellular component: nucleus. Gene Ontology annotation, molecular function: DNA binding.